Molecule: messenger RNA, 1307 nt
Organism: Trematosphaeria pertusa
Lineage: Eukaryota; Fungi; Ascomycota; Dothideomycetes; Pleosporales; Trematosphaeriaceae
Product: delta-12 fatty acid desaturas-like protein
Exons: 4
Coding region: 1-1269 (422 amino acids)
Biological process (GO): lipid metabolic process
Molecular function (GO): oxidoreductase activity
Source: RefSeq, a predicted model, not a curated record
AUGGCUCUGGACUACGACAGUCAUCCCGCUGAGUUGGUCGAAGGCGGGACCGUUCAGGGCAGGAAGAAGGUGAUCACCGUCGGCGACCUGAGGAGAGCAAUCCCUCCCUACUGCUUCAAGCUUAGCUACACAACUGCCCUCUUCUAUCUGAUACGGGACAUCUUUAUUUGCUACGCUCUGGGAUGGGUGGCUUGGUCCUACAUUCCCCGAAUUCGAUAUGAGGGACGCUUUGAGUUCGAGUUCACCCGCUACGCCGCUUGGUUGCUCUACGGAUAUAUGCAAGGUCUUGUAUUCACGGGGAUAUGGGUCCAAGGGCAUGAAAGCGGGCAUGGCGUGUUUUCCCCUUCACCUAUUCUCAACGAUUCUAUCGGCUUUAUAUGUCACUCCGCGCUGCUGACGCCAUAUUUUGCCUGGCAAUCAACCCAUCGCCGUCACCACAUCUACGCCAACAACCUUGCGAAAGACCACAAUUAUGUGCCUCCAAAGAAAGAGGAGUAUGCCGAAUGUCUCAAUCUGCGGCCUGGGAGCCUCGAGAGCAUUCAUGAACUGGUGGAGGAUGCGCCAAUCGUGGUUUUCUUUCGAAUUGUAAUGCAGCAACUGCUCGGAUGGCCCACAUACUUGAUCUCCAACAUCACAGCUUCCGAGGGCAGUCUCUACCGCCCGCAGUCCAAGGCUUUACUGGGUAAUAGCCACUAUUUGCCUUCCUCAACCCUGUUUCGCCCUGAGGAGGCGCACCUGAUCCUUGCCUCGGACUUUGGACUCGCAGUAAUGGUUGGAGCGCUGUGUCUCGCCGGUCAGUACAUGGGAUUUCAAGCUGUCGCCCUACUCUACAUUCAGCCGUUCCUAUGGUGUAAUCACUGGAUCGUAGCAAUUACUUUUCUUCACCACACUCAUCCUAAGCUGCCAAAAUACGACCCGGAAGCGUGGACUUUCAUGAGGGGCGCUCUGGCGACAGUGGACCGUAAUCUUGGCUGGGUUGGAAAACAUCUUCUACAUAACAUCGUGGAUUACCACGUUAUCCACCACCUCUUCCCGCGCAUCCCUCAAUAUCAUGCCGAGGAGGCGACCAAGGCUAUCAUUCCGCUUCUUGGCAACGCGUAUCAUUCCGAAAAAGAUCAUAGUUUCUGGUAUGGCCUUUGGGAAUCCUUCACCAAAUGUCAGUGGAUCAAGCCUGACGGUAAAGAGGAUGAAAAAGAGCGUGCAUACUGGUUUGAAGGCGGGCCUUGUCUGCCACCGGAAAUAACUAUGAAGAACCGCAGAUGGUUGUAACUGAGCUUACGGUCAAGAUAAGCUUAGGGUAAAGACGG